This is a messenger RNA of Lycium ferocissimum, 1065 nucleotides long. RefSeq lists its product as uncharacterized. Lineage: Eukaryota; Viridiplantae; Streptophyta; Magnoliopsida; Solanales; Solanaceae. The transcript has a single exon. Bases 1 to 1065 code for a protein of 354 amino acids. The record is from RefSeq and is a predicted model, not a curated record.
AUGAGCCAACUAACAGAUUUAAGGUACCAUCCUAUGUGCAAGGAUGUGAAACUCACUCACUUAACUAUUGCAGAUGACUUAAUGAUCUUCUGCAAAGGGGAAGAGUUAUCUGUACUAAGAAUUAUGGAAGCUUUAAGACAUUUUUUAGAUGUCACAAGUCUAAAUGCUAACUCAGAUAAAUCUAGCAUUUAUGUGGCAGGUGUGGAGGAGGAAACAGAGAACAAGCUCUUGGAAAUAACUAGAUUUAAGAUAGGUACCUUUCCCGUGAAGUACCUAGGUUUGCCUCUAUCACCAAAGAAGUGGAACAAAUUGGAUUGCCACCAACUUGUGUUGAAGAUCACUAAAAAGAUCAGAGCAGUCUUAGCUAGGCAUUUGUCCUAUGCAGGAAAGUUACAAGUCAUAACCUCAAUACUAUUUUCUUUACAUAAUUUCUGGGGAGCUGUCUUUAUACUACCACAGAGUGUAUUAAAGAAUGUAGACAAGAAAUGCAGAGACUUUCUUUGGGGCAAUAAUGAGAAGGACAAGAAAAUGGCACUAGUAUCUUGGGAAACAGUGUGCAAACCAAAAAAGGAAGGGGGUCUCAACAUAAAAAGCAGUAAGAAAUGGAACUUGGCAUUUGUGGGGAAAGUUAUAUGGUUGUUGGUCAAUAACAAAGAACUCUUAUGGGUCAAGUGGAUAUAUGGAAUAUAUAUGAAGCAAAAUGAUGAUUUCUGCACUCAUGUCCCACCUAGUAGCAGUAGUUGGUACUGGAAGAACCCUAACAAGAUCAAAUUAGGUAUGCAGCAAUGUUACAAUAAUGGCACCUGCAUAUUGACCACAAUUGGAAAGUACUCAGUAAAUCAGAGUUACUUGGAUAUUUUAGGACAAGGUGCUAGCAUGGGUUCCUAUGAUCUUAUUUGGAGUAAAAUACUACUGCCUAAGCAUAGGUUUAUCCUAUGGUUAGCUUAUCAGAAAAGGCUGCUGACUAAAGAUAGAAUGCUGGGAAUGGGAUUCCAAUGUGAUGAUGCACACUGUGUGCUAUGCAAGAAGCAAGAAGUUGAGGAUAAUUGUUACGCCCUAUUUUGA